Lolium rigidum is the source of this 1290-nucleotide messenger RNA. Its product is annotated as serine-aspartate repeat-containing protein I-like. The record is from RefSeq and is a predicted model, not a curated record. The transcript is spliced from 4 exons. Bases 114 to 815 code for a protein of 233 amino acids. Lineage: Eukaryota; Viridiplantae; Streptophyta; Magnoliopsida; Poales; Poaceae.
UCCCCUGGGCCUCCCUCCACACCAAAACAAAUCUCCUUCCUCUUCCUCUUCCUCCCCCUCUCCUUCCCUUCCACCGUUCCUCCUCCGCCGGCGCCGCACCCUCGAAUUCCGCCAUGCCGAAGGGCGCCAAGAAGCGCGCGAAGCUCAAGAAGAAGCAGCAGGGGGGCCACCCUGCCGGCUCCGACGGCGGCGCCCACGCCAACAACAACAAGGAGGGAAGCAAUAACUCGAGCCACGGCGACGCCGCCAGCGAUGGCAACCACCUACCAAUCCCACUUAACAUUCCGCACGUGGACGCGAGCGAGGAUUCGAUGGAGAGCUCCGAGGAGAUGGUGACGCCGAGGGCCGGCGCGGACGAGGAGGAGAAGAAGGGGGCCGCGUCGGAGGUCCCGGUCGAGGUCGUUGAGGCGGACGUCACGGCCGAGGAGGUCAUGGUUGAUGCGUUGCCGCCUGAAGCCGCUGAGCGGGAGCAAGAGGGUAAGGGGGAUUUGGGGGCGGAGGCGCAUGCAGUGGUGCAGGAACCGGAGCCAGAGGCGAAGAGCGAGGAGGCAGUGGUCCAAGAGACGGCCAAGGUGCAUCCGGCGCAUGAACCAGAGACGACGGCCGAGGAGGUGGUGGUCAGGGAGACGGCCACGGCAUCUGUGGUGCAGAAACCUGAGGCAAAGGGUGAGGUGUCACGGUCUCGUGAGGCAGAUGGUGCACAGACUACAGAGGUGGUGCGAGGACCUGCGGUGGCUGUGGCUGCUGCGCAGCAUCGGGCAAAAUGGUGGGAUUGCUGUGGGGUCUUUGAUGCCGUUGCUGGUUCAGAGAGAUAGAUGGAGGUACAUGAUUGGAACUUGAAAGUAAGAAGACAGAAGAUGCAAAGUUGUGCAAAGCUGAUGGGUAAAUGUAACUAGACUUGUUGAGUGGUCACACAAAUGGUGAAGUUGAAGGAUUUUGCAUGACAUCGAGCUGAUGUUUCUCUCCGCCUGUGUUUCCGUGUCUUGCUGUGCAAAGUUACACCGUAUUGGUUGUGGUUAAUAUUCCUGGGCGUAGUAUUGUGAAUACUGCCCCUUGUCCAGUAUCUUCUAGGUUCUCCUGUCCUUGUAGCAUAUGAGUUCAAGUGGGUCAACAGUGAAAAUUUUGCUCUUUAUUUUUUUAUACUUAUUAUUUUGGGAGGUGUCAUCUGAUAUGUCCCUUUUCAUGUCUGUGUCACAAUUGAAGAUGUUCAUUGUCGUGGGUUUUAGUAGUUCGUAGCAUAUCAGACUGCUCAUUGCGUGAAAUAAAAAAAAUCCUGAUAUGUGUGGGUUA